CGUGUGCAACACGGUCGGCAUUGCUAUGGAAUCCACACUGGACGAUUUCAGAUGUAUGGGAGAUUUUGAUAAACAGUGACGUAUUGCUUCGAAAGUGGCUGGCAAAAUUAAGUGAGAAUCGCGAUUCCAGUUGGUUUUUCCGCCCCAAAAUCAUCGUCAGACAUUGCAGGGGAGUGUCCUGUUCGAGUUGGAGCACGUGAUGUGGUGAAGUGGUGUGGAAAAAGUGCCUUUUUCGCCCUGGAUUUCCCUCCCGUGAUCAAAGUGAGAGAGAGUGAGUCCAGAGCUAAGUGAACUGCGCAUCUUACAUGUAAAAUGUACAUAUAUGUUGGUGGAAAUUUCACUCGCUGUUUUUGUCCAUAACGCGACAACAUUUUGCUGGCGUCGCCUGAAAAAGCGCUCCAGGGACACUGAAGACCAGUCGAGUGAGAUUUUCAGUGUGAGAAAAGGUGAUACUGGCAUUUUUCACAUAUGAAUCAGCAGAUAAUCACUUGUUGAAUGCCCGUGUCCGUCCAAUGGUGGUAAAAUGACGUCGUAUUGACUGCACCAACACAACCGCGCGCUUUCCAUCAUCUCGUUGAUCUUGCACUUCCCUUGUGAGCACGGGACAGACUGAAAUCCCGCCCAGAGAUUUGUGUGCAAUCCAGAGACAGACAAUCGUUGGACAGAGGGUGAAGUUUUCUUCAGUGUGGUGUUGUGGAAAAGGGGCGCCAAAAUCUCCUCUUUCCCUCCCCGAAUUUCCGCGCGAGUGUGCUGCGAUAGAGGAAAAUUUUGGCGAACACACGCGCAUUCAAGGUGUGUUUGUGGCCAAAUAACGCAAAACAAUACCUCCACCAACACAUUCCAGCCGUGGUGAAAUCCAAAGAGGCCAAAAAAUGGUGAUCGGACUGCAAGCGCUAGAAUUCACGGACUGUUUGCUGGAUAGCCCUGAAUUUCGCGAGAAUCUCAGCAGGCACGAGAAGGAGCUGGACAAGACCAGCCAGCAGAUCAAGCGGAUCAUCAAGGAGAUCAAGGAUCUCCUCACAGCGGCACGCAACUUAUCGCGGGCUCAGCGCGCCCUCAGCAAGAGUCUCGGCGAGUUCAACUUCGAAUUCAUCGGCUCAAAUCAGACGGAAGAUGAGCAGACGAUCGUGGAGAGUCUGGAUCACUUCAGUCGCCUCAUUGCGACCAUUGAGGAGGAGCGCGGAAGAAUGCUGGAGCAGACGCAGGACAAUAUCGUGAGUGCACUGGAGCACUUCCGGAAGGAGCACAUUGGCGGCGUGAAGGAGAACAAGAAGCUCUUCGGCAAGAAGACGGCGAAAUUUUGUCAAGCGCAAGAGAGAUUUCUCAGUAUGUCAACAAAAAAGUCCGACAACAUCAUUCAAGAGGCGGACGCGAGUCUUGGAAUGCUCGAGAGAGAAUAUCUGCAGGAGAGCCUCAGCUAUGUUCUACGCAUUCAGGAAGUGCAGGAGCGCAUCAAGUUCGAAUUUGUGGAGACAAUUCUAAGAUUUAUGUCCGGCUGGCUGGUCUUCUAUCACUUUGGACAUGAGAUAUCUGAGGAAUACAAGACUUACAUCAGCGAUCUUCAAUUGAAAGUACAAAAGACGAGGGAGAACUUUCUCGAGACUCGCAAUAAAGCGGAAGAAUUGAAAGCCAAAUACACGGACAGUAAAAUGAAACCCGAAUCGGAAUAUACCAAGCAAGGAUAUCUAUUUCUGCUGGAGAAGAAAGCGUUCACGGCGACGUGGUCCAAAUUCUACUGCACGUACAAGAAGGACAAGAAGCAGUUCUCAAUGGUGGUGUACAACCAGAUUUCCGGGCGAACGGAGGCUCAGACGGAGUAUUACAGCCUCUCGUCGUGCACGCGGCGGGCGUCUGACUUCGAGAAGCGCUUCUGCUUUGAUCUCACGUUUGAGCAGAAGCCGGGAAUUGUCUACACAUUCCAGGGAUUGAGUGAAGAGGACAGGAAAUCGUGGCUGAAUGCAAUGGAUGGCAAGGAACCGACUUACUUGACGCCGGGAAAGUCGCAGCAAAGCGAUGAAUACCACCUGGACAGCGUGGGCUUUGCCUUUGUUCGCAAGUGCAUCGAAGUGCUGGAGACCAGAGGCCUCGAGGAGGAGGGACUGUAUCGCAUUGGUGGCAUCGGGACUAAGAUCAGCAAGAUUCUGGUGCUGGGCAUGGACAGGAAGAAGGGCGAGAAGGAGCGCUUUCAGUUCGUCACCGAUGAUCAGCACAGUGACUUGAUGGAGAGCAAAACCAUCGCCAGUGCGCUGAAGCAUUAUCUGAGGAAUCUGAAUGAGCCUCUGAUGACUUUCAGGCAUCACAGUGGAUUCAUUGCGGCUGCUAAACUGGAUACUCGCAUUCAGCGACUGAGUGAGGUUCACACUUUGGUCUACAGAUUGCCUAAGCCUAAUUUCGAGAUGCUAGAAAUCGUAAUUCGUCACCUGAAAGCAGUUUCGAUGAAAUGCCACAAGAAUAAAAUGUCAGUAUUCAACUUGGGGGUGGUUUUUGGGCCGACACUGUUGAGGGCAGUGGAAGAGACCGUGGCCUCCAUUCUGGACAUCAAGUUCAACAAUGUCGUGAUAGAGAUUCUAAUUGAGAACUACGAUUUGAUCUUUAAGAGCGCCCCAGGGCGUGCCACAGACUACCUGAUACACUCUGGGCCGCCCGAGAGCAUUCCGCGGAGUCAGUAUCACGGCAAGAGUGUGUAUUCGCAGCAGCCGCUCGUGCGCGUGGUGGCCAAGUCCAAUUACACCGAUCCAGUGAUGUCGUCCAGCCUGCAGAAUAUCCCCAAUGGGAUGAUGUUGUACCAGAACAACAGUCCCAUGAGCAUUCCGGGCUCGUCGUAUCACCAGAAGUACGAACUGAAGUCGUCGGGAAGCCAAUCGACACACUCACUGCCGCACAGCGAAGUCAAGUUGUCGCCGCGCGAAAUGGCCAUUAAGCGUGACUACGCGGUGAGGAAUUCCGGGCGCAGCCAGGACAUCCAGCCCAACCAUCACAACUACAGCAAUUUGCUGAAAGUGAGGGAUCUCAGUCGCGAAGCCAAGCGAGCGCAGCACAGCAAUGGCGAUGAGAUGUACGAGACGACGAAGCGCCUCAACGCAAUGACAUAUAGCGAAUCAAAUCUGAUCCAGCCGCGAGAGAUUACCAUUGUCGAUCGCAUGAACUCCACCAGCAGCUCCAAUGAGUCCGUCUGCUCCACGUCCAGCCGUGAUCUGAUGCACUACACGUGCAAGGGCGUCCCGAAGCCCAGCGUAGCGCCGGCCGAUUGGGCGUAUUCACAUCACGCCGCGCAGAACAACACUAAUCAUACUGUACCAAAGAAGAGCUACGCGAGGAACAGAUACGGCAGUGAGCAGAAGGACAUUCUCACCAAUGAGCAAGUGCGCGUCCGAACUUUGUAUGCAUGCAUGGCGGAAAAUGAUGGCGAGCUGUCUUUUGAACCAAAUCAAAUCAUUACCAAUGUGAAACCGUCAAGCGAGGCUGGCUGGUGGGAAGGAACGCUGAACGGCAAGUCUGGCCUUAUUCCGCAGAACUACGUGGAGAUCAUUCCGUGAGAUUGAGCCAAACUCCGGCGCGUCUUCUUGAGCGACUCGAGGCGCGAGGAGUGAUGUCAACUCUGCCCAAAUAUAUCCUUCACACUCUGCAUUUCUGCGGGCCAACAAUGCAUUAUCUACAACACAGAUAUCAAUGUCGUAAUCUCUGACAAAAAGGGGAUGAUUUAUGAUUAUUUAACAUAUCACAGGACAUUCUUAGGCCCAAAUCUAUACUGUUGCGUCUACUUUUUUUCUAAUUCAAUCUAUUUCUUUGUAAUCUGCAUUUUAUCCUUGAUUUUUAUCCUCUUCUACUUUACAUUUUCCUACGUACUAAUAUUAUUGUAAUAUUGUUUUGUUUUGUUUUUUGAACACUCUUUUGCCAUACGAGGAAAAAAAAAACACCAGCCAUUAAAAAUGCAUUAACAGAUUUUGAUUAGAAUGCUAAUCUUUAAUUUAGAUAAAAAAAAAUUAAAGAUGAAAAAUAAAAAAAACUAUUAAUAAAACUGUGAUAAUUGUCAUGAAAUACAUUGACUAAAUUUUUCUGCGUUACAUAUUUUGUAAUGUUUUAUAAAAUGAAGAUGAGGAAAAAUUCCAAAUUUAAUUUGUAUUAUUUUAUCAACAUUAUCAAGUUAAGAUGCACACAUUAGAUAUUUCACUGCGUGUAACAUUAUUUGUAAUUUGUGGGGGGCGAAUAGAAAAGGGACCAUUGCAUGGAGAAUGAACCCGAAUAUGUCUCUUUAUUUCUUUUGAUGAGGAGAAGAGGGGAAGAAGAAGAAACAACACUAACUAUUUAGGAUGAAUUACUACCGUGAAUAAUAAUUUUAUUAUGUGUAUUUCCACUUUACAAGUUUGUACAAUAUAUUUGUAUUUUGUAAAAUGAAGCAUUGUAAAUUUGAGAGAAUAUCCAUUUUGUUGAAGUGUAGGUUUAGUAAGAUAUCAAUGGGAAUAUACAAAGACGGAAGAAACUAUUAUAUUGAUGAAGCAGAUAAAAUGCUAUGAAGUAAGUCAAGAUGAUGAGCAAAUACAUAGGAAGAAAAAGUGUCUUUAUUGUUGAUGAGGAUGCAAGUCGCGCCCCUUUGAUUUGAGGGGGAGGCUGAAAAAAAAACUGUAUGUAUUUGUAUACUAAAUGACAUUAAAUAAAAUGCUAACGCAUCACACUGAA
Molecule: messenger RNA, 4677 nt
Organism: Phlebotomus argentipes
Lineage: Eukaryota; Metazoa; Arthropoda; Insecta; Diptera; Psychodidae
Gene: Graf
Product: rho GTPase-activating protein Graf
Exons: 11
Coding region: 873-3536 (887 amino acids)
Biological process (GO): signal transduction
Cellular component (GO): cytoplasm
Molecular function (GO): GTPase activator activity; protein binding
Source: RefSeq, a predicted model, not a curated record